Messenger RNA from Laccaria bicolor S238N-H82, 195 nucleotides. RefSeq lists its product as uncharacterized. Gene Ontology annotation, molecular function: phosphoric diester hydrolase activity. The record is from RefSeq and is a predicted model, not a curated record. The transcript has 2 exons. Gene Ontology annotation, biological process: lipid metabolic process. Bases 1 to 195 code for a protein of 64 amino acids. NCBI's taxonomy places the organism in Eukaryota, Fungi, Basidiomycota, Agaricomycetes, Agaricales, Hydnangiaceae.
AUGCCCCAUCAUGCGUACUUGGUGCGAAGAAGCGAUUUUUCUGGGCAUCGUAAUGAUCUGGAUGGUUGUCAUUUUGGGUUCGCCGCGACGAUCUGCAACGGCCAUGCGGAAUUAUGUACCCGCCGAUACUCCAACGUCACGUUUAUGGGAGCGCACGACUCAUUUGCGUAUAGCAUCGACCCAUUAGCAGUAUGA